AAAACUCCUCCCCCAUCAACAGUUGCGGACGUUCGAGUAGAACUCGAGCCACAUUGAAGAGGGACAAAAAAGCGACCAGAUAGCGGUUACUGCUCUCACUCCACUUUCUGCGGGAGUAGUCACGGGAUUUCAAUGUUCUGCCUGCUCUUUGGUUUCUGUGUUGAAUUGAGCCAUACCUAUAUGGCGUGUGUGAGUGGAGAAUUCUGCCAGGCACAGCACCGCAUCACUCUGGAGAAGUGAAUCGACGUAACGCUCAGGGACUACGCUGUUAAGAAACCCCCCUGACUGCCAUUGUACCAAGAACUGCUGAUUCUUCCAAAAAGGCCCCCCUGAGAUAUUGCAAAGUCCCUGGUGUGACUGUCCUGCACUGUCCCAUCCAGUACAAGAAAUCUUUGCUUUCUGCAGCUUUCUCCUCGAACAGCAAAUCGCACACAGCUCUCCUGAAUGGGCCGUCUCGCCAACAUGAACCGCCCCGCUGCAGUAGAGAUUACCUUAGGCUGCAUGAGAUUCCUCAUCACCCACAACCCCACCAAUGCCACGCUCAACAAGUUCACAGAGGAGCUGAAAAAGUUUGAGGUGAACACACUGGUGAGAGUUUGCGAUGCCACCUAUGAUAAAGCUCCCGUGGAGAAAGAGGGGAUACAGGUCCUGGACUGGCCCUUCGAUGAUGGUGCACCGCCACCUACCCAGGUUGUGGACGACUGGCUGAAUUUGCUGAACAACAAGUUUCGAGAGCAACCAGGCUGCUGCAUUGCUGUGCACUGUGUGGCAGGGCUUGGCCGAGCUCCGGUCCUGGUUGCCUUAGCCCUUAUCGAGAGUGGGAUGAAGUACGAGGAAGCGGUGCAGUACAUAAGGCAGAAGAGACGCGGAGCCUUCAACUCAAAACAGCUUCUUUACCUCGAGAAAUACAGACCCAAAAUGCGUCUGCGGUUCAAGGGCGACAACAGCCAGAACUGCUGUGUGCAGUAGGCCAUCUGUUAACGCAUCGUUCUAUGUGCAACUUAGUGGGCAAUCUUCCAACACAGGACACACAAAAAACCAAAUAUGGAGAGCUGUCAGUAAUUCUUGUGAUGAUUUGUUAACACUGAGUCAUUGGUUAGUUGAUCAGAGAGCAAGGAAGUGAACGAAUGAAUCCAGAUGUAGUGAUCCACCAGCUGAACCAAUGAAUGGAAGGUCAAAGCACACAGAUGGGCCCGCCUCCUGGUUCCAACUGCUCAACCACGGGCCUGAAACUUUUAUUAUUUUAUUUUUUUUUCUUCCAGCUUAAUUCCAUCCCCACUUGUAAUCAUGAGAACACUUUUCUAUUUUCUGACUUUUUACACACAAACGUACAGAAACGGUGGCUGGAUGGAACUCCCAUUGUACUUUCCUGUAAUUACUGCUAUAUUAGAGGACCAGAUUUGUUUUAACUUUUUAAACCAAAUUUUUUUGAACUCCAGCAGUUACCCCAACUGCCCUUGAUGAAUUUUUAAUUUUUCUUUUUCUUCAAACAUUCAAAGUUUCACCUGAAAAUGCAGCAAUGUCACUUUGAAUUUAGGGUUUCACUGAGUUUAGAAUAUAUCUGCAAUAUUUAUUCGAGCGUGUAAGAAAGUAUAAAGUCAUCCUGGAGUGCAAUAAAUUGGUCUACUUUACAAAAGCCCUGCUAACCAUUUUGCGCACACACACACACACACACACACACACACACGGUUGAAGACAGGACAGCAUUUGGCACUUCUUACAACAGGUACUUCCUCCUCCUUCAUGGGGUAACAGUAGGACUUUCCCUAAAACGCCAAUAAAACUUGUACACAGAGCUUAAGAUCCAAGCUGACAGGAGUGAUAGAGAAUAAAGAAUGACUUUUUUUUUUUUUUAUUGUUGUACCCAUUUUGAAGACAUCCUCAAUUCGUAUUGGUUCUUUAAAGUUGGAAUAAAUUAAAAUGAAAAGC
Molecule: messenger RNA, 1929 nt
Organism: Thalassophryne amazonica
Lineage: Eukaryota; Metazoa; Chordata; Actinopteri; Batrachoidiformes; Batrachoididae
Gene: ptp4a2b
Product: protein tyrosine phosphatase 4A2b
Exons: 7
Coding region: 445-969 (174 amino acids)
Biological process (GO): protein dephosphorylation
Cellular component (GO): nucleus
Molecular function (GO): protein tyrosine phosphatase activity
Source: RefSeq, a predicted model, not a curated record